Messenger RNA from Adelges cooleyi (spruce gall adelgid), 1069 nucleotides. RefSeq lists its product as uncharacterized. The transcript is spliced from 6 exons. NCBI's taxonomy places the organism in Eukaryota, Metazoa, Arthropoda, Insecta, Hemiptera, Adelgidae. The record is from RefSeq and is a predicted model, not a curated record. Bases 163 to 870 code for a protein of 235 amino acids.
GUUACGGACUGUUUUUUGAAAUGUUUUACUCAAAUUUCUUUAUAAAGGUGUACCUAAUUUAUAAUGACUGGCUAGAAAUAGCUAAUAGUUGUGUAGUUUUUUUUAAACAAGUAUUGCUAAAUUUCCUUUGGCCGUUUAAAUUAUUCAAAAUUCACUGGGAAAAUGGCAACGGCGGGCGAUCAAAAUAAAGAAUCAGCGUUUGUUCUGGUUUUGUAUCAUUUUCGCGUCCAACCAAAAGCUACUGGCCCAACUUAUGCGCUCCAACAGCCUUUUGCUACUUUAUGGGACAACCUGAUAACUGUACUUUGGUCAGUGUAUGGCAAAGGGUCGAAAAUACAAAUAGGUAUAAAUCAACUUCAGUGGGCUUUGGAGUUCAUGAAAUGUAUGAAAAUUGACUAUGGGUACCCAGAGAGUAUAGAAAAAAUUGUAAAUGAGCUCGAAGAUCGAUUAAUAUCACUGUAUGCAAAAGUAGGCCAGAAACUUGCCGAAAAUAACGAGAGAAAAAAAACCGAAGAAGAAAAAGCGCAAAAUGAAAAAUCAGAAACUGAUGCUGCCAACGCUGAUGAGUCGAGCAAAAUAACAUCUUACAAUGAAAAAGACAUAAUAAGUAAAUUGGAAGGUCUGAAAUUGCCACUGGACCCAGAAACGGGCGAGAUAAAGUAUUUGACGACGUUAAAUUCUUUAGGCAAAAGGAAAUCAAUGGCCGACGAUUGCCCAAAUGACAAGAAAGAUUCGAAAAAUUCUCUGAACAAAGACUAUAUGAUUGGGGCAUUGAAAAAAGUAUUGACUAAGCCAGCGGAUGAUGCUAAGAACGAAGUCGAAGAGCUUAUUAAACAAUUGGAGGUCAAGUCAUCAGGAAAACCAAAAUAGUUGUUUAUAAAGUAUUAUUUUACUAACGUAAUAAAUAUUAAUUUGUUUAUACUGGUUUUAUACUAUAAUUUUGGCAAUGUGAAAAAACUAACAAGUGUACUAAAAGCAAACCUACUGGUUUUGAAAUAUUUCUGUUUUCCCAGUCGUGCAUAGUCGAAGUUGAAUCGUAAAAAGAUCAAGUACAUAAAAUGUGUUGUUA